Melampsora larici-populina 98AG31 is the source of this 1884-nucleotide messenger RNA. RefSeq lists its product as uncharacterized. The transcript has 5 exons. Gene Ontology annotation, molecular function: protein binding; snoRNA binding. The record is from RefSeq and is a predicted model, not a curated record. Lineage: Eukaryota; Fungi; Basidiomycota; Pucciniomycetes; Pucciniales; Melampsoraceae. Gene Ontology annotation, cellular component: small-subunit processome. Bases 1 to 1884 code for a protein of 627 amino acids.
AUGGGUGAUCCAUUCUUUCAAUCAGAUUCAGAUCCCAACAAACGAAAAAGACCCAGAAGAACUCAAUCGAAACCCAACCCGAAAACCUCAACCAAACCGAACCCCAAACCCGGCUCAAAACCAAACCGAUCCACAUCAUUUAACGUAGAUCAAUCAAAGCAAAAACGGAAAAAGGUUAUAGAAGAUGACGUGAUCGAAUCAGAAUCAGAAGGAAACCCAUCAGAUGAUUUUGAACAAAAUCAUGAUGAUGGAAUAGAAGAAGAAGAAGAAGAAGAGUUUGAUGAAACACCGGCUCAGAAAAGGUUAAGAUUAGCUCAAGAUUAUUUGAAUGAUCUUAAACAAUCACAACUUCGUGAGGAUGGAACGUUUGAUGCUGCUGAAAUUGAUCAGGAAAUUAUUUCUUCUAGGUUACAACAAGAUAUUGCAGAAUCGAGUGGUAGGAUUCAUACUUUUUUAGGAGAAAGAUUAUCCAACAAAUUAAACCCGAUCACCGAUUCAUCAUCAUCAACAAGCACAAGCACAACAACAGGAUCAUAUGAAGUAUAUAAAACUGGAAGAAAUCAUCAUAGGUUACCUAUCACCUGUAUAAAAUUAAGUAAAGAUGGAAGCCGAUUAUUUGUAGCCGAUAAACAAGGACAAAUCAUUCAAUACGAUAGUAGUUCGAUUUGGAAUACAAAUUCAACCAGUUCAAAUCCAAUGAUCCAAAAAAGAUGUAUAAUGAAACCACAUCUUCCUAAAAAACAAAGCGAGAUUGAAAAGUUUAAGAAAAAACAAAGUUCUCAACAUCAUAAGACAUUAUCUAAGAUUGAAGUAGGAGAUCAAGAUGGACAUUUAGGUGAAGUUUUAACGAUUGAUGUUUCAGAUGAUGGGAAAUUCUUGGCUAGUGCUGGUAAAGAUAAGUUAUUAGGGGUUUGGGAUUUGACUGAUUUGAAAGAUAAUGAAGGAAAUAUGAAUGGAGCUUUUGGAGUUAGGAAAUGGAAAGCUGGGAUUCGAGGUCAUAAAGAUAUCAUUUCUUCUAUUUCAUUUAGAUCAGGUACAUCUACACUUUAUACAGCUUCAUACGAUCGAAUGAUCAAAGUCUAUAAUCUAGACAGUUUAACUUAUUCAGAAACGCUGUUUGGACACCAAGAUCAAAUCCAAUCGAUCUCAUCCUUGAAUCAAGAAACCUUGGUUUCAGCGGGUGGACGAGAUCGAACGUGUAGGUAUUGGAAGAUUCUAGAUGAAUCUCAAUUAGUCUUUCGUGGUGGAGGAAAUAGUAAAUUGAGAGAUUUGAUUGAUGGAGCUGGAUUAGAUCAAGAUGAGGAUGAAGAUGAAGUGGAUCUGGUUCAACAAAAGAAAAAGAAACUCGAAGAUCAGUCUAGGUGUUUUGUUGAAGGAUCUAUUGAUUGUGUUUGUAUGAUUGAUGAAACAAUGUUUUUAAGUGGAGGUGAUAGUGGUUCGAUCUCACUUUGGAGUACACAUAAAAAGAAAGCAAUCUUUACAGAAUCAUUAGCACAUGGAACCGAAGAAGAAAUUAUCAAUCAAUCUACCCAAGAAAAGAUUAUUAAAGCAAGAUGGAUCACUUCGAUUUCAAGUUUAUCAUUUAGUGAUUUGUUUUGUUCAGGUUCUUGGGAUGGAAAUUUAAAGAUUUGGAAACUAAUCAAAGGUAAAGGAAAACAUGAGAUUAGAAAGUUUGAAUUGAUUAAAUCUAUUCCGAUUGGAAUUGGAAUCAUUAAUAGUUUAGAUUUCGUUUUUAAGAAAUCAAAGGAUACCAAUGGGAAUGGGAAAGAAGAAGUUGGAAAGUUGGGCAUUGGGGUUGGGAUUGGACAAGAACAUAGGUUGGGUCGUUGGAAAAAGAUUAAGGAAGCUAAGAAUCAUUGUUGUUUGGUGUUGAUUGAAAUCUGA